Gastrolobium bilobum is the source of this 1860-nucleotide messenger RNA. RefSeq names its product probable trehalase. The record is from RefSeq and is a predicted model, not a curated record. Gene Ontology annotation, molecular function: alpha,alpha-trehalase activity; calcium ion binding. Gene Ontology annotation, biological process: trehalose catabolic process. The transcript has 11 exons. Lineage: Eukaryota; Viridiplantae; Streptophyta; Magnoliopsida; Fabales; Fabaceae. The coding region runs from base 1 to 1767 and encodes 588 amino acids.
AUGGUGAAGCAGUUUUCAUUCCUCACUCACAAACUGCACGUGCUGACUUGCCUAUUCUAUUUCUCUCUCACAGUGACAGUGACAGGAUCACCCUGUGGCCCCAUGGAUGUGAUUGUGAAGCCCUCAACCCCUCUUGUUUCCUUUCUCGAACGCCUCCAAGAAACCGCAUUCAAUACCUUUGGCGAAUCGCACUUCGAUCCUAAAACCUACGUGGACUUGCCUCUCAAGUCCAACCUGUCUGUCACUGAGAACGCAUUCCAGAAGCUUCCAAGGAACGCAAACGGGACCGUGUCGGUUGAGGAUUUGAACCGUUUCAUAAAAGCGUACUUCGAAGGUGCAGGGGAUGAUCUGGUGUACUUUGAACCAGAGGAUUUCGUUCCCGAGCCAGAGGGUUUCUUGCCCAAGGUUAAGCACCCUGAGGUUAGGGCCUGGGCCCUGAAGGUCCAUUCCCUUUGGAAAAACUUGACCCGGAAAAUAUCCGCUCGGGUCAAGACCCACCCACAGUUGCAUACUCUUCUUCCUCUGCCAGGUUCUGUUGUGAUUCCUGGGUCGCGCUUUCGUGAGGUUUAUUACUGGGAUUCCUACUGGGUAAUUAGGGGCUUGCUGGUGAGUAAAAUGUAUAAGACUGCAACUGCAAUUGUGACUAAUCUCAUUUCCUUAAUACAAGAAUAUGGAUUUGUGCUUAAUGGUGCUAGAGCAUACUACACUAACAGGAGUCAGCCUCCCCUUUUAAGCGCUAUGAUUUAUGAGAUAUACUGUAGCACUGGUGAUAUAGAAUUAGUUAAAAGAUCUCUACCUGCACUACUAAAAGAGUAUGAGUUUUGGAAUUCAGAUAUACAUAAAGUGAGCAUUCGGGAUGCUCAAGGUUGCACUCACACCUUAAAUCGUUAUUAUGCAAUGUGGAACAAACCCAGGCCAGAAUCAUCCAUAAUGGACCAGGAAUCUGCCUCCAAGUUCUUGAAUGUUUCAGAAAAACAACAUUUUUACCUUGAACUGGCAUCAGCUGCUGAAUCUGGAUGGGAUUUCAGCACAAGAUGGAUGAGAGAUCCACCUGAUUUCACAACAUUGGCCACAACAUCUGUAGUACCUGUUGAUUUAAAUGCAUUUCUACUUGGGAUGGAACUUAAUAUUGCCUUCUUUGCAAAAGUUACUGGAGAUAAUAGCACUGCAAAGCACUUCCUGGAAAUUUCUCAUGUUAGAAAGAAUGCAAUGAACUCUGUUUUCUGGAAUGUAAACAAGAAACAAUGGCUUGAUUACUGGCUCAGCAAUGACACAUGUGAGGAGGCUCAAGUUUGGGAAACCCUGCACCAGAAUCAAAAUAUAUUUGCUUCCAAUUUUGUUCCUUUGUGGAUGGAGCCAUUUUACUCAGAUACUUCGCUUGUGGGUGGUGUUGUUGAAAGUCUCAAAACUUCUGGCCUGCUUCGUGCUGCUGGAAUUGCAACUUCUUUGAGUGAUUCAGGACAACAGUGGGACUUCCCAAAUGGUUGGGCCCCGCUUCAACACAUGCUAGUUGAAGGCCUGAUGAAAUCAGGGUCGAAAGAAGCAAGAUUAUUGGCUGAGGAAAUUGCCAUCAGAUGGAUCACAACCAAUUAUAUUGUUUACAAGAAAACUGGUGUAAUGCAUGAAAAGUUUGACGUGGAGCAUUGUGGAGAAUUUGGUGGUGGGGGUGAAUAUGUACCUCAGACUGGUUUUGGCUGGUCGAAUGGUGUUGUGUUGGCAUUCUUGGAGGAGUUUGGAUGGCCUCAAGAUCGGAAUAUAGAAUGCUGAUGUGUUCAGAAAUUAAAUGGUGAAAAAAAAGCUUGGUAUGCUGCUAGAAUUUACUCAUGAAGGAUAUUUGCGUGAUUGCCAAAUAAAUUUGUG